Molecule: messenger RNA, 4841 nt
Organism: Tetranychus urticae (two-spotted spider mite)
Lineage: Eukaryota; Metazoa; Arthropoda; Arachnida; Trombidiformes; Tetranychidae
Source: RefSeq, a predicted model, not a curated record
AUGGUGAAAAUGUUACGUAUAUGAGUGUAUCUAUUUUAUUUUCAGCUUUUUAGUAUUUAAUUAACCUUUAUUCUCGAUUAUGAUAUAAUUUAUUUUAUUUAUCAACAAUUGUUUUACUACCUCAAUCAUCAAUAUAAAUUGUAUCUAUUGUCAGUGUUGCCAUUUUUAACGGAAAAACAAGCCAUUCUAUUGAAACUUGUCAUAUUUUGGUAACCAUUGUGAAGGUUCAUCUUUUGGUCUGUGCUUUGAUAUUGAAAGGAUCCAAUUGUAACCUCGGCUUUAAUGAAAUGCCAACUCUAGUCCUUGAUUCAACCUCCAAGAAUUGUCAUCUACUCACUGACUGUUUAUUUACUACUCUGGUUCAUCGCAUUCAUUGUCUAUUUAACCAAUAAUUAAGACGUGCCAAUAAUAAAGUAAAAGCUCAAUUUUCAUCAACAUCAGCUGUAUAUCGUACAAUUAUGGUUCACUCUUUUGAAGAAAUGGAAGAAUAUGAUGUUUAUCCCAAAGAAUCAACUGACAAUCAUCUUCCUGUUAUUAACUAUGGUUCAUCUUCAAUUAAAAAGAAUCGACUUGUCCGUCAGGAUGCUUUUGAUCUAGUCGAGCCUCCUGGUUCUGCAUUGAAGCAACAGGGAAUGCCAGAGAAACCAAAAGAGCAAUGACAAUAACAACGCUAAUACUUAAAGUAACAUCACAUUCAUCUCAAUGCCACCCUUUUUCAAACAAUUGAUAAAAUCAUUUUCAUUUGGAUUCCUCGAAUCUGAUUAAGUAUGUGCUAUUUACAUCAUUGGCUUCGUCUUGAGCAUUUACUGCCUCAAUCUUAUACUUUAUUUCAAAUUUGAUUUAAUCAAUUUGCAUUGUAUUGCCGCUGUUGGCAUCUUCAAUAUCAUCUAUAACUACCAAACAUCAACUGCUCAUCAGUAACAUCGCUCGCGCAACAUUCCUCAUUGGCUCAGAUUGAACAACUUUCCUCAAUUUCAUCUCCAGAUUUUCCAUCAUUAUUGGUUCAUCAAUUUUUUUGUAAAACAACGACAACGACACUUCUUCGCAUACCUCUACCGUGAAUAUUUCUGUUAGCUUUUUAGAUCAUUAAUGUCCCUUAAGCUCAACCAGGUUGCAAUUGAUAGCCAAUCAAAUAUUGUAGCAUGCCAUCGCUAAUGUCCAUAACUCAAAAUAGUUCAGAUUGACUAUGACAAUUCAUUGUGCAAAACAAUUACUGAGUUGUCCUCCACUAGAAUAUGCACAAUUUGUUAACUCGAAAAUUAAUUGUUCUUUAUGAUUGUUAAGCAGUUAAAAAAAGUGAGAAAUAUUAAUACAAAAAAAGCAAUAGCAAAGCCCUAGCUUCAUCCGAAUUUAGACUAUACAUCUUAUAGCUGUAUAAUGAUAAACUUAAUAUUGCCAUCGUUUAAUCAAGUUGAAAUUCCCUUUUUUAGAAUUCAGCAAUUUAAUUGUUGACUAGAAUCAAGCUUAAUUAAACCUGUACCUUAUACUAAGGAAAAACUUGUUGGAAAAUGAAAGCCCGAUAAGACUCAAGAGUGAUUUUGACUUUCAUUAUUUAUAAAUUAGAUUGAAAAAUAUCCCUUUCAAAAUAUUCCUUUUUGUUGUCUCUUACAAUAAAGCCUAUUGGUUAAUUGUCAUGCUGAUCUCCCAUUAAACAAAAAGAUUAGAAAAGCAAAACAAGGAAACAAACAAAGCCUCAAAUCCAGCAAUUAAUCCCAAUCGUAAAAACACUUGAAAAAUGUUACCACAAAACGGUUAAAUUAAUUGACGGACAAAAUUUAAAUAUGUUAUGUGUAAAAAUCAUGUAUUUUUGACCAUUAAACAAAUUCCUAAUCAUUUAACCAAUAUUAUUUUAUCGUGUUUAUUUGCUGAUACAAUUAUUGAAGGAAUAAAUUGUCAUCAAUGUCUUUCUUUGAUUUCCUCGAAAAGAGCUUGUUUAAUCCAUCUCGCACUCAAAGAUCGAUUGACCCUAAAUUAAGUGAUUGUGGCAGCAAUUUUGUUCGUAUAAGGAUUAGAUUGAACAAUUUGCAAGAAGAUGACAACAUAACAUCUGACAUGGACCUCAGAAGAUGUGAAGAUGAAUCAUCGAAAGAAGGAUUGGUCAAAAUAUCGAGUGAAAUAUUUCGUUAUCGUUUCUUGUCAUGUUUUGAACAAACACCUGAUCCCAACCUUCGAGGUCGAAUAAUAAUCACGGAUAAACAAAGUCUUUCCAUGUUUAGACGAGCAAUGGAUUGGCUGACAAUCAAGAGAUUUGGAGUUUCGUGUAUCUUUACCUUUCAGGAUAAAGUAUCCAAUGGUUUGACUAAAAACCUUCAAGUAAUCUACUUAAUCAACACUACACACAUCUCUGACUCUGAAUUUAAACAACAAAUUGCCGAUGUAAGGCGCCGAGAGUGUCGCAGCUGCUGUAUAUUUCUAACUUAUAUUACUGAUCCUUUUCAUGUGGAAACCACCAAUCGACUUGCAUUGUUACAGAAAAUUAUCACCAUGAAAUCAUUAUCUUCUCCCUGGAUUGUUGGCGCUUUUCAUGGUUUUGAUCCUUGGAUAGGUUUAAUCGAUUCCCAAGCCAACCUGUCUUACCUCAAACAAUACAUUUCGCAGCCCAGUUCUUCUCAAGACACCUUGACUAAUCGUACCAUUUGUUGUCGUCUGGCUUUCCGUUUGGUUAACGUUUUUGAACAAAUGAAUCAAUUUCCAACCGUUCGCUACAUGAAGACAUGGCAUCCUCACAAUCAUCUAAUUGGACAACUCUUUGUUAAAGGACUAAAUGGAUUAAAAGAGAAACGACGAAAGUCUGGAGAGACAAUGGAUUAUCAGCAAGAUUUCUUACUCCUCAUCAUUGACCGUUCAGUUGAUUUGCUGACACCAAUCCUGCAUGCAACUUAUUACCAUGCCUUUGUGGAACAGGAAUUGGAAACUUCUUUCCCUCACUCUUCAGAUAGAUUGGACUCUAAAUUAAGAAAUGUUCACAUUAAUGAUAUCAAAGACAGGCUGGCAUCUCUUUCGCGAGAAUUGAAGGCAAACCAUUAUAACAUGAGUAUCAAGCAACAGGAGAUAACAAUGGACUUUGUGCGUUCACACCUUGAAAUAUCACAGCGUUUAAUGGCCAAAAUGAAUGAUGAUUAUCGACAAUUACUCUUAUUAGAACAGAAUGUGGUUGACACUUUGAAUCAACGAUUGGAUAAAAGUCAAUCGAAAGGAGUGAAGCUGCCAAAGUCUCGUUUCAGUGAUACUGUUCAUUCGCAAUUUGGUACCAAAAUCGAUUCUGAUAUGAAUCCGUCUGAUCUUCAUCGGUUGGUUAUUGCUCGUUCAUUGUUGACUAGAAGUUUCGUAGGAGCAGCUUAUUUGAGGAAAUUAUUGGGCAAGAAAAAGUUCACUUACAAAGAUUCAUCGAUCAUCUCUAAAUACUCUAAAUUAAUGAUCAAUUUAUUUGAUUUGAGUGAAACUCUCUCAUUCCGUUUUCCUGUUUUAUCGCAUUUAAUUGAUCAAGUUUAUUCAGGAUUAUUGGCCGAAGAUAAAUUUCCUUUUGUUGAGGCCAAAAUGAAAACUGCAGCUCCAAGGAAAAAAUUGUGCAUCUUUGUUCUUGGUGGCCUUUCUUAUAAUGAAAUUCAAUACUCUGGAGUUGAAUUAAAUCGCGAUGUUGUUUUGAUCUCCGAUAAUUUAUUAACCUCAAAAAACAUUUUGUCAUCAUUGUAUCCCGAUGAAGCUUAAAUGUUACAAUUGUGGGCUUAUUUUAUCAAACCAUUUAUUUGAGUGUAAUGGUUAAAAGUCUUGAAGGUGGUGAUGAAUUAAUGUUUAUUUUUCAGAUGAUUGUUUAAACAUUUAUACAGAUUGUAAAUAAAUUGGAUUAAUUAAACAUAUUUUGGUCUUUACACUUUUCUGAACAGACGUUAAUGCUAUUAAAUGGUUAAUAUGUUACAGUCAAUUUUUAUAAAUUUAAUGCUUUUAAAUAUUGUUUCAUGUCCACCUCCAAUUAUAUCAAACAUUACAAAUGUCUGUGACUGUGGCAAAAUUGAUCCAACCAAUUCAAAUUAUUGGCCUUGGUUAGUUAAAAUUAGAUCAAGAUUUGCGGAUAAAGUUAUUGAUUGUCAAGGUGUUUUAAUAAGCUCAUUUGAUAUAUUAACUGCUGGUCAUUGUGUAUAUUCCUCUAAAAUCGGUACAAGUAGUCUAGUUACUGUCUACUUGCCAUUAACUAAUCCGAUUUCUUCUCAGAUUGAAUGGAUUCAACAAGAAGUUCAUAGAUUUAAAUACGAUUAUCGUUCAACAAACACAUCGCACGAUAUUGCUGUGAUUAAUUUAAUUGAAAGAGCUCCAGAUUAUUAUCAACCAAUAUGUCUAACAUCUCUUGAAAUGAUGGUAAGCAAUGGUAUAGUGAUUGGUUUCAAUGAAAACAUCCCAAAAUAUAAUUCUAUUGUUCAUCAAUCUAAUGUCGAAAUAAUCAGUGAUUGUGAAUUUCAGAGACAACAUUGGUUAAAUUUCUCAAAAUCAACUGAAAACAACUUAGGCACAUUUACUGGGUAUGAUCCAAUCAACUUCUCAAUUAUUUGUGGGAUCAACUCUGCUUCUAAAAACGUUUCCAUCUUAAAUCAAGAUUGUCAACACAUUCCUGGUCAACCUUUGAUUCAUAAAAGUACGUCAGAUGGACGAUGGUUUCUAGAUGGUAUUGUUUCUGGUACCUGGUUUAACAAUAAGCACGAUUGUUAUCACCCUUUUCCAACCAUCUAUGUUUCCGUACUAUUUUACUCUGAAUGGAUAUAUUUUAAUAGCAUUGAAUGUUGUCUGAAUACCGACAAUUAGCUUCUUAUUGGAAAUCAUCAGUAAAAAUCAAUUAAUAGAUGAUCAAA